Salmo salar (Atlantic salmon) is the source of this 5253-nucleotide messenger RNA. RefSeq names its product contactin-associated protein-like 5. The record is from RefSeq and is a predicted model, not a curated record. Lineage: Eukaryota; Metazoa; Chordata; Actinopteri; Salmoniformes; Salmonidae.
AGGACUGCUGAUGGGGGAGUGGUUUACUUUUCCACUGGGCUUCAAACACACUGCAUGAUUCCGUCCGCGCUAGAGACACUUGAAGGCAUCGCUUUCAUGAGAUUUACUCUCUUCCUACAACAUAAGGAUAUAUCACAGUAGGGAGAAUGGAAUUGCGAAAGCUGUCUCGGUUAUAUAUCUUCAUUGUCUGUCUUUUGAGUGUCUCCAGCUCUGCGUCCGCCGCCAGUCACUAUAUUUGUAAUGGCCCAUUGGUAUCCAUGCUACCCCCAGCUUCCUUAGAGAGCUCCUCACAGUCCUCUGUCAGUAACGCUCCACACUUUGCCAAGAUCAACAGAAGAGAUGGAGCGGGAGGCUGGUCUCCCCAGGUGACAGACAGCCAGCCGUGGCUGCAGCUGGACCUCAGGGACAGGAUGGAGGUGACGGCCGUCGCCACACAGGGGCGCUACGGCAGCUCAGACUGGGUCAGCGGCUACCUGCUGCUGUUCAGUGACACAGGCCAAGCCUGGAAGCAGUACCGACAGGAGGACGGGGUGGGGAGGUUUGUGGGGAACGUGAAUGCUGACAGUGUCAUCCACCACAAGUUGUUCCACUCUAUCAGAAGCCGCUUCCUGCGCUUCGUCCCGCUGGACUGGAACCCCAGUGGCUGGGUGGGACUCAGAGUGGAGGUGUACGGCUGUGUCUACAAGUCAGACGUGGCAGACUUUGAUGGCAGAAGCUCCCUGCUCUACCGGUUUAACCAGAAGUCCAUGAGCACGGUGAAGGAUGUGAUCUCUCUGCGCUUCAAGAGCCACCAGGCUGAGGGGGUGCUGCUCCACGGAGAGGGUCAGAGAGGCGACUACAUCACUCUGGAGCUGCACCGGGGCAGGCUGGCCCUCUACCUCAACCUGGAUGACACCCGGCUGCGGUUCAGCAGUGGUCGUGUUGCGGUAACUCUGGGCAGUCUUCUGGAUGACCAGCACUGGCACUCUGUCCUCAUCGAGCGCUUCAACAAGCAGGUCAACCUCACCAUGGACACCCACACGCAACACUUCAGGACCAAGGGGGAAGGAGACUCUCUGGAGGUGGACUAUGAGCUCAGCUUCGGAGGCAUCCCACUGCCAGGUAAACCUGGUACCUUCCUGAGGAAAAACUUCCAUGGCUGCAUCGAGAACCUCUACUACAACGGGAUCAACAUCAUCGACCUAGCCAAGCGACGCAAGCCUCAGAUCUACAGUGUGGGCAACGUGACCUUCUCGUGCUCGGAGCCCCAGCUGGUAUCCACCACUUUCCUGAGCUCCAGCAGCAGCUUCCUGUCGCUCCCAGCCACGCAGUCUGCUUCAGCGGGCUUCGCGGUGCGUUUCCAGUUCAGAACAUGGAACCCAGACGGGCUACUGCUCUCCACCCAGCUGUCCCUGGAGCCCCAGCGACUGGACCUGCAGAUAAGCAACAGCCGGCUGCGCCUGACCCAUCACACAUCAGCCCAGCAGAAAGAAGAGGUCUCCACCGGUCACAGAGUGAAUGAUGGACUGUGGCACUCCGUGAGUCUCAGCUCCCAAGGUCUCCAAGUCACUACGACCCUGGACAACGAGCCGUCCUCAACCAUCGAGCUGGGGGACCACAUGGAGGCAGGAAACAGCCUCUACUUCGGAGGUUGUCCAUCUCUGAACAUCUUAGGCUGUGAGAACCCCACGUUGGCGUUCCAGGGGUGCAUGCGUCUCAUCUCCAUCAACAGCCAGCCCAUGGACCUGAACCGGGUGCAACAAGGACGGCUGGGAAACUACAAGGAGCUGCAGUUUGACACAUGUGGCAUCCAUGACAGAUGUCUGCCCAACUUCUGUGAACAUGGAGGGCAGUGUUCCCAGUUCUGGAACACCUUCUACUGUGACUGCUCUGGAACAGGAUACACUGGAGCCACAUGCCACAACUCCAUCUAUGAGGCAUCAUGUGAGGCCUACAGGCUGACUGGCAGCUCCUCGGGCUUCUUCUCUGUUGAUCCAGACGGCAGUGGACCUCUGGGGCCGACACAGGUCUACUGCAACAUGACAGAAGACAAGGUGUGGACAGUGGUGACCCACAACAGCACAGAUCCAGUCAGGGUCCAGGGUUCUACUCUCCAAAAGCCCUACGUUAUGAAGUUCAACUAUAGUGCCUCACCUGAACAACUGAUGACCCUUGUGGCCGGGUCAGAGCAGUGUCAACAGGAAGUGAUGUACGGCUGCAGGAAGUCCCGCCUCUUCAACACUAGAGAUGGUACCCCAUUGUCCUGGUGGGUGGACCAGGGUGGAGAGAGACGGACUUACUGGGGAGGCUUCCUGCCGGGGGUUCAGCAGUGCUCCUGCAGCCUGGAGGAAAACUGCAUGGACAUGAACUACUUCUGCAACUGUGAUGCCGACACAGACUCAUGGGCUAAUGACACAGGAGUCCUCUCCUACAAAGAGCACUUACCAGUGAGUGAGAUUGUGAUUGGAGACACCAACAGAACAGGCUCUGAGGCGCUCUACAGAAUCGGCCCACUGCGUUGUUAUGGUGACAAGUCUGUGUGGAAUGCGGUGUCCUUCUACCAGGAGUCAUCCUACCUACACUUCCCGACCCUCCAGGCAGAGCUCAGUGCUGACAUCUCCUUCUACUUCAAGACCAGCGUCCCAUCAGGAGUCUUUCUGGAGAACCUGGGCCUCAAGCACUUCAUCAGGCUAGAGCUCAGCUCUCCCUCUGUGGUGACGUUCUCCUUUGAUGUGGGAAACGGGCCAGUGGUCUUGGCCGUUAAGUCCCACGUGCCCCUGAAUGACAGGCAGUGGCACUAUCUGAGAGCGGAGCGCAGCGUGAAGGAGGCUUCUCUGCACGUGGACCAGCUGCCCCUGCGCUUCCUGGAAGCCCCGUCUGACAGACACCUCCGCCUCCGGCUCAACAGCCAGCUGUUUGUGGGGGGAACAGCGGCCAGGCAGAGGGGCUUCCUGGGAUGCAUCAGAACUCUGACUAUAAACAGCGUGACCUUUAACCUGGAGGAGCGGGCUAAGAUGACCCCGGGGGUAAGCGUCGGCUGCCCCGGCCACUGCAGCGGCUCCAGCAGUCUCUGCCACAACAGAGGGAGGUGCAUUGAGAAGAACAGUGGCUAUGUCUGUGACUGCUCACAGUCUGCUUACGGAGGACCCUCCUGCAAGGAAGAGGUGUCUGUUUCAUUUGACAGAGAUUCGUCAGUGACCUACACCUUCCAGGAGCCUUUCUCUGUGAUGCAGAACAGGAGCUCCCUGGCGUCCAGAGUCUACAGAGAGAGCGGCAGGGCCAGAGAGAACAUAGCUUUCAGCUUCAUGACCACACAUAGCCCUGCCAUGCUGCUCACUGUCAGCACCUUCAGCCAGCAGUACAUAGCAGUCAUCCUGGCACGCAACGGGAGUCUCCAGAUCUGGUACCGUCUCCAUGUGGACAGAAAGCCAGAUGUGUUCAGCCCCAGCCCUAGCAGCCUGGCAGAUAGACGCCUCCACCGUAUCAGAAUCCACCGUCAGGGGAAAGAUGUCUACCUACAGAUUGACAAGGACAUGAACCUAAAGUACAGCCUGUCAUCAGACGCAGAGUUAAUCUCUAUCAAAUCGCUGACUUUGGGGAAAGUUAUAGGAGUGGAUGCUGUGGAUGAGGAAGUGAUGCGGGCAGGAUCUAAGGGCUUCAUUGGCUGUCUGUCAUCAGUCCAGUUUAAUCACAUGGCUCCACUGAAAGCAGUGCUACUAAAUCGUGGCAGCUCAUUGGUCACUGUCCGAGGUCACUUGAUGGAGUCUAACUGUGGGACGUUGGCUGACUUGACAAUAUUACACUCUCAGUCAGAUCAUUCAGAGACAGUCAGCAGAGGCAAGGGGCCAUUAAGGAAAGCUUCAAAAAACAACUCAGUGGUAAUUGGAGGAGUGGUGUCAGCGGUGGUCUUCAUCACUCUGUGUGUGGUGGCGGUGAUGACCCGUUUCCUGUAUCAACACCGGCAAGCCCAGAGAGAUGCCAGCAUCAAGGAGAAGGAGCACCGUCACAACCUGGAAACAGCCUACCGGAGAGAAGCAGCCUACCAGGCAGAACCAGCGUACCGAACAGAGCUCCACCUCCACCACAGCUCCACCCUCAGGGACAACAGGGAGUACUACAUCUGAACACCAGUGUCCCAGUCCCUUGGUCAUCAGGGAAGGCCUCUUCUCUGUUAGUGGAUUUGGAAGUAGAGAUGUUGCUGCAGAAUCAUGGACAACAUUCCGGAAAAUCAAAUGAACCCAGAGCCCAUGCCCAGUACCCUUGCACAGGGAUUCUGCCAGGGCCAAUGUCUGAUUGUUACAAAACAUGUAGGUAGUGGACAGCGAGUUUAGACGAUUUUUAGGGCUGUAAGUGUAUUAUGUGGUUGGUGGAACUGUUAAACAAUAUGGAGUGAAUAUGCAGGUGUGAUUGUGAACCAUUUCUCAACCAGCAGAAGUAAUGACUGAGAUAAAGAAGGAAGGGAAACAUAAGUGAAUUUCACCUGCCACACCUACUGAAUGUGUACAAAUUCCUGAAUACAUCAUUAUUCUUGUAACCCCCAAUAUUCUUCAAGAUUUCCCUCAGAGUUCUUUGGAACGUCCUAAAUUACAUGUGAAAGAUACGAACGUACUGUAGGUCUGUAAAUGACGCCAACUGUGAACUUUCCAGUGUGGCAAGGGGCCUAUACUGCCUUCUGUAAGAGUGCCUCUUCAUAUUGUUUUAACCUAUUUUUUUAACAACCCUUUACAACUUGGUUUCAACUCAUUAGUGUUAACUUGUGUUUUGAAUUUUGUAUAAGGGAAUCAAUCACACAUCUGAACAUGACGCACCUGUACUGUAAAAUCAUCCUCUGUUCGAACCUAUAACAAAUGGAAGGUGUAUUUUGUUGUAAUUAUACAAUGCUGUAAUUUAUGUUUAAAUGAUGCAUUAUGCUCAAAGGGGAGUAUUUUGCUAUCAGAUGGAUUGAUAAGUACAGUUUAUGUUCCACUUCAAAAGCUGUGCUGACCUAGAUCAUUUAGAGACAUGCCUGUGACUGGAAUUUACCUACAAAUUUGCCAUUCAAAUCAAUGCAUGGUUGUGCGAAGAUUCAAGUCACGAAGCUGUGUCUCAAGACAAGAAAUGAUCAGAUGUCUCUAUAGAAAAACUUUACUAACCACUAACAAUGAGAUUUUGCUCAUUGUUUUAUUACAUUUGUCAUUUAUUUACCUUUCCUUCUUUAUGAUUUGUAUAGUUGCAGUUGUACAGGUAUAUUGUAUAGAUGUAUAUUUAUUAAUAAACGGAAGACAUUCUUAAUUA